GGGGCGCGUGCGCAGCGGCGGCGGUUGGUGCGGGGCUGAGCCGGGCCGGGCCGGGCCAGCCGAGCUGCCCGCGCUGCCCUCCCGUCCCCUCCCGGCCCGCCCGCUCGGUCACCGCCGCUCGGCACCGCUCCCGGGCAGCGGAGGAGGGCGGCAGGGGGCCUCGCCGCCCCCGCCAUGUCGCAGGCUGGCAUGUCUGAGACCUACGAUUUCCUGUUUAAGUUCUUGGUCAUAGGAAAUGCUGGAACUGGAAAAUCCUGUUUACUACACCAAUUUAUUGAAAAGAAAUUCAAGGAUGACUCAAAUCAUACUAUAGGAGUGGAGUUUGGUUCAAAGAUCGUAAAUGUUGGUGGUAAAUAUGUAAAAUUGCAGAUAUGGGAUACAGCAGGACAAGAGAGAUUCAGGUCUGUAACAAGGAGUUACUAUAGAGGUGCUGCAGGUGCUCUGCUUGUCUAUGAUAUAACCAGCCGGGAAACCUACAACGCACUUACUAAUUGGUUGACAGAUGCAAGAAUGUUAGCAAGUCAAAAUAUUGUGAUAAUACUGUGUGGAAACAAAAAGGAUCUUGAUGCAGAUCGUGAAGUUACUUUUUUAGAAGCAUCCCGGUUUGCACAAGAAAAUGAGCUGAUGUUCUUGGAAACAAGUGCACUAACAGGGGAAAAUGUUGAAGAGGCCUUUGUACAGUGUGCAAGAAAAAUACUCAAUAAAAUUGAAUCAGGAGAACUGGACCCAGAAAGAAUGGGCUCAGGUAUUCAGUAUGGAGAUGCUGCCUUGAGACAGUUGAGAUCACCACGUAGAGCACAAGCACAAAGUGCUCAAGAAUGUGGGUGUUAAAGAAACAAAAUGCAAAUUCCCAGAUACUCACUUUAGAUACAGAAGCUGUCCUUGCAAAUGAUGUUUGAAGAAACAGACAAAGCUUGAAGGCUAUACGGUUUUUAAAAACAUCUUUCGACUACCUACCAACAGAGCAGACCACUGCUGACAGAGAGGUGUGGUGUGGGGCAGGAAUGUUCAUGUGACACAAGUGUCUGCCAAGUGAACUUGAUAAUUAGGUGGACAGUAUUAAGACUCACACCUGUAUGUAAACUUUUUUCCAUUGCCUAUUUUUGUUCUUUCACCUCUAGUUUAAAGCAUUGCUAUAUACUGUAAAUACUGUAACAGUAAAUUUACAAAGCAUGGUAUACUUAUGUAUGCUGAUAGAAUGUUGCACUACGAGCAGUUUAAUAUUUUAUUUUUUUAUCAUAUAAACAAACUUAACUGAGGUAGGCUUUGUCAUGUUUGUUUGUUGCACAAUAGUUCAUAUUUAUGACCUGAAUUACAAAACCACUGGCACUGUCAGUGAGGGAUUAUUGUUUUAUUUUUUCCUAAUUAGUUGGCCACAUUCUAACAAGCUGUUGACAUGACUGAUUCUUAGCAUAUGGUUAGGACCCAUACCUGUGUUUAAUAAUAAGUUGGAAAAGUAGUUUUUAUUGAUGUUUGCUUAUCUUAUUUUGUCACGGUUCUGAAAUAACUUCUGAAGCUCUUUUAAGUCUCUCAGUUGGCUGUUGACUGACUUAAAUUUCUUUUCUUGGUCCUGAUGUUUUGUGUAGCACUGGCAUCAUGGAAGUGGAAUGUAUCUGUGAACAGAACUGUGCAUCUCUGUGUGUUGUAAUUCUAGGGCAGGGGCAUGGGCUUAUGGAGAAUUAUCACAGUAGGGGUUCUAACAUCUUAUCCCAGAGCAAUUAGCCAUGGAAAUAUGAUCUCUGUUGAAGCAUUUCUGGUGAGGUACACACUGAACCAAAAUGUGUUCUUCUGAAGUAUCCUGUAUGUAUGUAUGGAAUUCAAAAUAGUAUUUUUUCUUCUUAAACAUUUGUAAAGUACGAUUAUGUACUUAUGUACAGGAACUUAAAUUUUAAAAUUAGAUUUUAAAACUGGGAACUUAGUCUGUCUUGCUGGAGCUCUACCUUUGAACUUCAUGUGAAUCCACUGUAGGCUUCCCACAUUGACCCCAGGAGACCCCAUGAUGGAAAGAAAAAAAACAAGCAUACUACUUGUUUUUUUUCUUCCUGUGAAACUCAUCAAGGUGAAUGUGAGCCUUGGUAUUGAUACUUUUUAAAAAUACGUUAAAACACCCAUUUCAGACUUUAUUUUCUGCCCUCUUUUUUAUUGUGGCAAAGAGGCACAGAGCAGGAGAUUAGGAAGCCUGUCCUCAUUCAAGGUUCAAGGGUUCAGGGUCCAAGGGGGAAAGACCAAACCACAAGUAUUGCAUAUGAUUUUUUACAGUGCCAUGACAACUGAUCAGCUAAGAGACCUGUGGCUUUUGUUUUGCCAGAGAAGGAGCUGCAGAACUAAGCUUGUGUUCCUGGAGGUAGCUAAGCUCAACCAGCUAAGGGGGGCAAUUAGACUUGUUCUGAUGGAAAUAACUAAUUACUUGUAUAACUAGAAAUGGGAUGGCUCCUAGGAAGUGUAAAUUAACACAAUUAGUAAUUUGAUCAAAACUCAGUAUUGAAAUUCCCAGUUCAAACAUGCUGUAUUAUUUUCUAUAUGUGAAUCUUUUAUAUUGAAGGGUCACUUGUCAAAUGCACAUUUAAAAAACUAUAUCAGAAAAGUGAACUGAUGCUGUAAUUUAGAGGGCAGUUAAAGCACAAGAGCAAAGGAAGAAUGCUACCCAUCUUUCAUGGAAUUAGAAUUGAGUUUAAAACCAUUUCUUUCAUCUUGACAUUUUUGGUUCAAAUGUAUGCUUAUCUGAAUAUUACACACCUUAGGUCAUCUUUGAAUUAAAAGGAAUUUAGCGCUUUGUAGUUGAAAAUCCUAGCUUUACUUCUAAAAAGGCUGUUGGGUCCAAAGACUUACAUAGGAGAGAGAGAGAGAACGUAUUUUGUUAUAUUGGAUUGGGUGUAUUGCAUAACCAACAACAGUCAUUCCCAAGGUGUAUUCUCUUCCUGGCAAGUGUGUAAAGUAUUUUUUGAAGCACCUUAACUGUGCAUUUACUAGAACAUCAAAGAACUCCAACUAAACUUACCAGUCUUAAUCCUCAUUCAAUUUAUUUUGGCUUCCACUACUCAGAACUGGAAGUAAUUACCUAAAAUAGGUCCUGGGAAGUAGAUGUUGGAUGCAGUUGUCUCAUCCACCCAUCCAAAUGGUAUAUUAUUAACUGAGAUGUGUUGUGUUUCUGCCAGAGCUGGGGAGGGAAAGGUGUUGGUUUCAAAACCUCAAAUCAGUUUUACAAUCUAAUAAGCAAAUGCUGAGUAUGCACUUCCCAGCUGGGACACAGCACAAGUCAAGCUUAAAGUCUCUCUCCUGUCACUGUUAAUGGUUGAAGUGGUGUUGCCUGUUGAUCAAAACUUCUUUCCAUUAUUACAGUAGCAGAUGAAAGGAGUCGGAGAUUGUUACUUAAUUCUGUUGCUUUUAAAUAAAAAUUUUAGGGGUUUGGCAGGGACUUCCUUGUACUUCUUCCUGUCCUUUUUCCUUUACAUAUAUGACUGACCUCUUUUCUAUACUUGAUUCUUAAAAUAAUUUUGGUCAGGUGUCUGUGGUUAAGAAGUAGUAGGCAUAGUUUUAUUCUUUCUGUAACCAAGUGUCUUAACCUGUUCCCUUCCUACCUGGAAGGAAAUAAUAGCAUCAUUAUAGGAGUUUUUACAUUGUUUUUACAAUUUUUUUAAUGUAUAUCCUUACCAUAUACACAUUAACCAAGUUAAUGUGCAUGUUUUGUAGUAUUGCAACCUUUUACGCUGCAUAUCCUAUAUUUUAAAAAUAAACUUUCUAAAUUGGCAAAUCCUGAGGGAAAUACUGUUGGAAGCAAUAGCUCUCACCAGUGCAAGCUAUAUUCUUUACUGUUUCUCCUCUGAGGGUUUUUUAUUUCUAAAAAUAAACAUCAUGCCAAUUACAGCCCUGGAAUAGAUUUUAAGCUUUAGCAUUAUAGUUGAUAACAGCAAACCAAACUUAGCUCACCUAUACAUUAAAUGAUAAAUAGGUUAAAUUGUAUGUUUUUAGCAUAAAAUUCUUACUUUACCAAAGCAAGAUGGCUUGGAGACUUACACAAAAUAAUACUGGGUACCUAUAUCCUAAGAUUUAUUGGAUGUGGAGCUUUAGCUGUUCAGACCUUUCAAAGAUUUAAAUGUCUUAUUAAAGCUUAUGUCUUGCCUUUUAAUCAGUAUGUUGGCCUACACUAUUUCAUUUAAUGCUUGUAUCUAGCACCCAAUAAAGAAUCUUCCUUGAUUUUC
This is a messenger RNA of Apus apus (common swift), 4199 nucleotides long. It is a transcript of the gene RAB4A, whose product is annotated as RAB4A, member RAS oncogene family. Gene Ontology annotation, cellular component: endosome. NCBI's taxonomy places the organism in Eukaryota, Metazoa, Chordata, Aves, Apodiformes, Apodidae. Gene Ontology annotation, biological process: regulation of endocytosis; Rab protein signal transduction. The coding region runs from base 175 to 831 and encodes 218 amino acids. Gene Ontology annotation, molecular function: GTP binding; GTPase activity. The transcript is spliced from 8 exons. The record is from RefSeq and is a predicted model, not a curated record.